AGCUCAAUGAAGUACAGCGAGGACCCUGCAUGGACCGACGUGGUCAAGGUGCCGCAGGAUGACGGCCCGGACCCGAUCGUGAGCAUCGCCUACUCCGCCGACUUUACGGACGUAAUGGACUGUUUCCGAGGUGUGCUCAAGCUCAACGAGUACAGCGAGCGCACACUGGCGCUGACUCUGGACGUGAUCGACGUUAACCCUGCCAAUUACACGGUCUGGUACUUCCGACGGCGUGUAUUGGAGGCUCUAGGCUCGGAUCUGCGUGAGGAGCUGCAGUUCACAGCCGACAUGGCCAUCCAGCACCCCAAGAACUACCAGAUCUGGCACCACCGCCGCGAGAUCUGCACCAUGCUUCAUGACGGCAGCGAGGAGAAGGAGUUUUGUGCUAUGGCCAUCGACGGAGACUCGAAAAACUACCACGCCUGGGCCCAUCGCCAGUGGGCAGUCAAGACCUUCGGGCUGUGGGACGGAGAGCUCCAGUAUGUGGACAAGAUGCUGCUCGAGGACGUGCGCAACAACUCGGCAUGGAACCACCGCUGGUUCGUGCUGAGCAACACGUCGGGCCUUGCUGCUACAGCGGAUCGUCAGCGCGAAAUUGACUAUGCAUUGGACAAAAUCUCCAUCGCUGUGCACAACGAGAGUCCGUGGAACUACCUUCGCGGUCUCGUUCGCGGUCAUGAAGCUACGUUUGCAGCACAGGUGAAGAAGAAGACACAGGAGAUACUGACAGCUACGCCGGAUUGUAUCUUUGCAGCGGCGUUGCUGGUGGACUUUUACGGGAAGGAAGGCUCGGAGGAGGCUCUUGAAGCUGCCAUCAAGCUGGUGGACACGCUGAUGAAUGACACAGACCGCGUGAGGAAGGCCUACUGGCAGUUCCGUCUCACCACGCUCAAGCGCUGCACGUAGAGGACUCUUAUCAACACGAAACAAGCAGGGCUAUAUUGUUUUGGUCUUCGUCGCUAGGACAUUGGUGCAGAUCCUAAGCUCUAGCCAGGCUCUUUGUCUCUACUUGACUGAUUAAAUGUUGGACGGGAAGUUGUUAACUGUCGCCAUGUCCUCCACCUUGCUGCCAUUUACGAAGAAUUCCAGCUUAAUCCUCAUGAGCACAGGUUUCUACAAUAACAAAACAACACAACUUAGCAAAUCAAAGGCAGUAAAAAUAGUCCAAGCAAGGCAUAAUCUUACCUCGCCCUGC
Molecule: messenger RNA, 1195 nt
Organism: Phytophthora nicotianae INRA-310
Lineage: Eukaryota; Oomycota; Peronosporomycetes; Peronosporales; Peronosporaceae
Exons: 2
Coding region: 7-906 (299 amino acids)
Biological process (GO): protein farnesylation; protein geranylgeranylation
Cellular component (GO): CAAX-protein geranylgeranyltransferase complex; protein farnesyltransferase complex; cytoplasm
Molecular function (GO): CAAX-protein geranylgeranyltransferase activity; protein farnesyltransferase activity
Source: RefSeq, a predicted model, not a curated record